Molecule: messenger RNA, 6162 nt
Organism: Coregonus sp. 'balchen'
Lineage: Eukaryota; Metazoa; Chordata; Actinopteri; Salmoniformes; Salmonidae
Source: the annotation of a GenBank genome assembly
AUGGCGGUAUCUGUGCGUUCCUGCUGGACGCUGGCUGUGACCAUGUUCCUUGUGUUGACGGUGAGUGCAGACUGCGGGGCAGACAUAUUGUAUACAUCACCUACAACUUCAACAGACAGAUAUAAUCUCUAGCGUAAGUACAACAUAAUAUUUUUUCAUAACAUAAAGUUUGUAUUAAAAGGGGAUUACUUAAUGUUCGCUCUUUACUUGGCUAUCUGCACAUGGGUUUCUCUGAACUUUUUUCAUAGAGCCGCUCAGAUCUCAAAGAGUUUGCUAUAGGCCUACCUACACUCUUAGAAUUAGUGGUGAGUCGAGGAACCCUGGAGAUCCUCAAGGAACGCCUGGAGUUCAUGGUUCAUAUGUGCACCUUCGGUAAGUUGAGGUGUUCUUGGAGGAACCGUUUGGUUCAAUGAAGCAACCUGGAGUGGAAGCAUGGCUUAGAAGGGGCAUGACUUUAUGAUAGAACGGCUAUGGGCUGUUCUUACGCAAGACUCAACGCGGAGUGCCUGGAUACAACCCUUAGCAGUGGUAUUUUGGCCAUAUACCACAACCCCCCGAGGUGCCUUAUUGCUAUUAUAAACUGGUUACCAACGUAAUUAUGGUCAAAACAUAUAGAUUCAAUGGUUGUAAAGAUGGGGAGAGGUCUGUCCGUAAUAAAGAGAUGCUCUGCUUUUUUGACACCACACUCCAAAAAGCAAGUUCUGCAGGCUCUAGUUUUGUCUAAUCUUGAUUAUUGUCCAGUUGUGUGGUCCAGUGCUGCAAGGAAAGACCUAGUUAAGCUGCAGCUGGCCCAAAACAGAGUGGCACAUCUUGCUCUUCAUUGUAAUCAGGGGGCUGAUAUAAAUACUAUGCAUGCCAGUCUCUCUUGGCUAAGUUUUGAGGAGAGACUUCUUUUUAUAAGAAACAUUAAUGUGUUGAAAAUCCCAAAUUGUUUGCAUAGUCAACUUACACACAGCUCUGACACAUACACUUACCCCACCAGACAUGCCACCAGGGUCUUUUCACAGUCCCCAAAUCCAGAACAAAUUCAAGAAAGCGUACAGUAUUAUAUAGAGACAUUAUUGCAUGGAACUCCGUUCCAUCUCAUAUUGCUCAAAUAAACAGCAAACCUGGUUUCAAAAAACAGAUAAAGCAACACCUCACGGCGCAACGCCUCUCACCUAUUUGACCUAGAUAGUUUGUGUGUAUGUAUUGAUAUGUAGGCUACGUGUGCCACUUAAAUUUUUUUAUGUAGUUCUGUCCUUGAGCUAUUCUUGGCUAUUAAUGUUCUGUAUUAUGUAAUGUUUCAUGUUUUGUGUGGACCCCAGGAAGAGCUAAUGGGGAUACUAAUAAAAUACCAAAUAAGAACACUAAACGCAUCAUCUUGUGUCAUACCAGUGGUAUACUGUCUGAUAUACCACAGCUUUCAACCAAUUAGCAUUCAGGGAUCGAAUGACCCGGUUUAUAAUCUGCAUUAUGUAAUAAUGUUGUUUUAAAUUCUCCAAAGUAGAAUUAAAGCAGGAAUCACCAGUGACUUGGUCAAUAAAGAAGUGGUCAGAUGACGCAGAUGCUAAGCUACAGGACAGUUUUGCUAGCACAGACUGGAAUAUGUUCCGGGAUUCUUCCGAUGGCAUUGAGGAGUACACCACACCAGUCACUGGCUUCAUCAAUAUGUGCAUCGAUGACGUCAUCCCCACAGUGACUGUACGUACAUACCCCAACCAGAAGCCAUGGAUUACAGGCAACAGCCGCACUGAGCUAAAGGGUAGAGCGGGACUCUAACCCGGACGCUUAUAAGAAAUCCCGGUAUGCCCUCCGACGAACCAUCAAACAGACAAAGCUUCAAUACAGGACUAAGAUUCAAUCAUACUACACCGGCUCCGACGCUUGUCGGAUGUGCCAGGGCUUGCAAACUAUUACAGACUACAAAAGGGAAGCACAGCCGCGAGCUGCCCAGUGACACGAGCCUACCAGACAAGCUAAAUUACCUCUAUGCUCGCGUCGAGGCAAGCAACACUGAAGCAUGCAUGAGAGCAUCAGCUGUUCUGGACGACUGUGUGAUCACGCUCUCCGUAGCCGAUGUGAGUAAGACCUUUAAACAGGUCAACAUUCACAAGGCCGCAGGGCGGAUUCCCAGGACGUGUACUCCGAGCAUGCGCUGACCAAAGUGUCUUCACUGACAUUUUCAACCUGUCCCUCACUGAGUCUGUACUACCAACGUGUUUCAAGCAGACCACCAUAGUCCCUGUGCCCAAGAACACUAAGAUAACCUGCCUAAAUGACUACCGACCCGUAGCACUCACAUCUGUAGCCAUGAAGUGCUUUGAAAGGCUGGUCAUGGCUCACAUCAACACCAUUAUCCCAGAAACCUCUAGACCCACUCCAAUUUGCAUACCGCCCCAACAGAUCCACAGAUGAUGCAAUCUAUUGCACUCCACACUGCCCUUUCCCACCUGGACAAAAGGAACACCUACGUGAGAAUGCUAUUCAUUGACUACAGCUCAGUGUUCAACACCAUAGUGCCCUCAAAGUUUAUCACUAAGCUAAGGACCCUGGGACUAAACACCACCCUCUGCAACUGGAUCCUGGACUUCCUGACGGGACACCCACAGGUGGUAAGGGUAGGUAACAACACAUCUGCCACACUGAUCCUCAACACGGGGGCCCUCAGGGGUGCGUGCUUAGUCCCCUCAUGUACUCCCUGUUCAACCAUGACUGCAUGGCCAGGCACAACUCCAACACCAUCAUUAAGUUUGACGACGACACAACAGUGGUAGGCCUGAUCACCGACAACGAUGAGACAGCCUAUAGAGAGGAGGUCAGAGACCUGGCCAUGUGGUGCCAGGAUAACAACCUCUCCCUCAACGUGAUCAAGACAAAGGAGAUGAUUGUGGACUACAGGAGAAAGAGGAUCACGCACGCCUCCAUUCUCAUCGACGGGGCUGUAGUGGAGCAGGUUGAGAGCUUCAAGUUCCUUGGUGUCCACAUCACCAAAAAAAUAUCAUGGUCCAAACACACCAUGGCAGUCGUGAAGAGGGCACGACAAAGCCUAUUCCCCCUCAGGAGACUGAAAAGAUUUAGCAUGGGUCCUCAGAUCCUCAAAAAGGUUACAUCACUGCCUGGUAUGGCAACUGUUCGGCCUCCGACAGCAAGGCACUACAGAGGGUAGUGCGUACGGCCCAGUACAUCACUGGGGCCAAGCUUCCUGCCAUCCAGGACUUCUAUACCAGGCCCUAAAAAUUGUCAAACACUCCAGACACCCUAGUCAUAGACUGUUCUCUCUGCUACCGCAUGGCAAGCGGUACCAGAGCUCCAAGUCUAGGUCCAAAAGGCCUCUUAACAGUUUCUACCCCCAAGCCAUAAGACUCCUGAACAGCUAAUCAAAUGGCUACCCAGACUAUUUGCAUUGAUCCCCCCCCCCCGCCAUUGACUCUGUACCGGUACCUCCUGUAUAUAGCCUCGCCACUGUUAUUUUACUGCAGCUCUUUAAUAAUUUUUUAUUAAUUUUUAGUUAUCUAUUUUUUACUUAACUUAUUUUUCUUAAAUGCAUUGUUGGUUAAGGGCUUGUAAGUAAGCAUUUCACUGUAAAGUCUACACCGGUUCAAUUUGAUUUGAUUUGAUUUGAAAGCAUAUGAGGUAUACUCUCCCCAAUUACAUCCUACAGCUUUGCCUGAGGCAAGGGAGGGGGUUGAUGUCAGAGAGAGACUGAAGAAAUGUCACAUACCAUUAGAGCUGUUUGGAUUCUCAGGAUUGAUUCGCUCUUGCUAAAUGUACUGUGUGAAUGGUGGAACACUCAAUGCACUGUGGUGUUUGUGUGAAGCCCCCAGCCUCCCAACUCCCACGACCAAGGGCACUGUGCUGGGGAAUUUAGAGUGACAUUUCUCACACAACGGAGAGCACUUCACGUCUGAUAGGCUGUGGUCAUGGGGUCUCUCUCCAUCAAGCGUACUGUAGCUCUACCGUAAACCUGAGCACUGUGUUUUUCAAUAAUAAUGAGAUGUAUGGGUUAUUGGAAAGGAGAACCACAAAGAGACAAAUAGAUUUCAAGGGUGGACAGUUGAUGAAAUAUUGGAUUGAGGAAUAACAUUGUUUAUCAUCAUAUACAGUGCAUUCGGAAAGUAAUUAGACCCCUUCCCUUUUUCCACAUUUUGUUACGUUACAGCCUUAUUCUAAAAUGGAUUGAAUGAAAAAAAUCUUCAUAAAUCUACACACAAUACCCCAUACUGACAAAGCGAAAACAGUUUUUUUUACAUUUUCGCAAAUGUAUGAAGAGUAAAAAACAGAAAUACCUUAUUUACAUAAGUGUUCAGACCCUUUGCUAUGAGACUUAAAAUUGAGCUCAGGUGUAUCCUGUUUCCAUUGAUAAUCGUUGAUGUUUCUACAACUUCAUUGGAGUCAACCUGUCGUAAAUUCAAUUGAUUGGACAUGAUUUGGAAAGGCACACAACUGUCUAUAUAAGGUCCCACAGUUGACAGUGCAUGUCAGAGCACAAACCAAGCCAUGAGGUCAAAGGAAUUGUCCGUAGAGCUCCGAAACAGGAUUGUGUCGAGGCACAGAUCUGGGGAAGGGUACCAAAACAUUUCUGCAGCAUUGAAGGUCCGCAAGAACACAGUGGCCUCCGUCAUUAUUAAACGUAAAAAGUUUUGAUCAACCAAGACCAAGACAACCACAACACUGCCCAGGGAGGUGACCAAUAACCCGAUGGUCACUCCGACAGAGCUCCAGAGUUCAUAUGUGGAGAUUGGAGAACCUUCCAGAAGGACAACCAUCUAUGCAGCACUCCACCAAGCAGGCCUUUAUGGUAGAGUGGUCAGAUGGAAGUCAUUCCUCAGUAGAAAGCACAUGUCAGCCCGCUUGGAGUUUGCCAAAAGGCACCUGAAGGACUCUCAGACCAUGAGAAACAAGAUUCUCUGGUCUGAUGAAACCAAGAUUGAACUCUUUGGCCUGAAGGCAAAGCGUCACGUCUGGAGGAAACCUGGCACCAUCCCUACGGUGAAGCAUUGUGGUGGCAGCAUCAUGCUUUGGGGAUGUUUUUCAGCAGCAGGGACCGGGAGACUAGUCAGGAUCGAGGGAAAGAUUAACGGAGCAAAGUACAUGAAAACCUGCUCCAGAGCGCUCAGGACCUCAGACUGGGGCAAAGGUUCCCCUUCCAACAGGACAAUGAGCCUAAGCACACAGCCAAGACAACGCAGGAGUGGCCCAGCCAGAGCCCGGAUUUGAACCCGAACUAACAUCUCUGGAGAGACCUGCAAAUAGCUGUGCAGCAAUGCUUCCCAUCCAACCUGACAGAGCUUGAGAGGAUCUGCAGAGAAGAAUAGGAGAAACUCCCCAAAUACAGGUGUGCCAAGCUUGUAGCGUCAUACCCAAGAAGACUCAAGGCUGUAAUCGCUGCCAAAGGUGCUUCAACAAAGUACUGAGUAAAGGGUCUGAGUACUUAUGUAAAUGUUUUAUUUGCGUUUUUUAAUUUUUUAAUACAUUUUCAACAAACCUGUUUUAAAAAAAAGCUAUUUAAUCAAUUUUAGAAUAAGGCUGUAACGUAACAACAUUUUGAAAAAGUCAAGGGCUCUGAAUACUUUCCGAAUGCACUGUAUGUGAUCAAGUUUAAAUAUAAAGCAAAGAGUUUCAUAACUGCUAAUUUUAUUCCCUUAUGAUUUAUUGAUUAAUUUCAUUUGAUGUUCUGAUCUCGAUCUCUCCCCCAGACAUGUACGUUAGAGCGUCAAGGAGCUCUCAGACCCAAAAAGUCCUGGGAGCUGUGUGAGGAAGUCUGCAGGCUAGAAAUGCUGACAGUCCAACAGAGGGAGACAAGGCUACCACAGAAAGCUCCAAGCUGGACAACAAUGACCCACAUCAACUAGUAAAGAAGUACGGGGGCUUCAUUAAGAAAAUGGCCGAACUGUACGGUCCUGUCGACCACAGCAGGGAGACAGCAGGGCGAAGCGCUACGGAAACCUGCUGAGGAGCGCAAGACAAAGCUCUGACUUGGAGAAUGGUAUCCAACAGCUGCAGAAGCGCUACGGUGGCUUCAUGAGGAGGGUGGGAAGGCCAGAGUGGAGGGAGGAGCAGAAACGCUACGGAGGCUUCCUCAACAAGCAAGCAUGGAGGGAGGAAGAGGAUGAGGAGGAGGAGAAGGAGCGCGUUGAGUUGGAAGACGUUCCUGACGUGGUGGAGAAGAGAUACGGAUGA